Closterium sp. Naga37s-1 is the source of this 411-nucleotide messenger RNA. The record is from the annotation of a GenBank genome assembly. NCBI's taxonomy places the organism in Eukaryota, Viridiplantae, Streptophyta, Zygnematophyceae, Desmidiales, Closteriaceae.
AUGACCGGGGUGCGGUUCAGCAUGAGCCCACUGGCGUACCGGCGUGUCAUAUGGGAGGAUGUGUGCGCCCUGGCAGAAGGACGGCUGAUCGGCGAGCUCACGACAGCUGGGCAUGAGAUCCCUCCUGGGAAUGAGAUUAGGAAACCACCUGAGCUUGAGGUGAUUGGUGAUGAGGUGGAGGAUAGGGAGUGGAGAGCGGAGAUGGCAGAACGGAUGCAUAGGCUGGAGGUUCGCAACGAGAGGGAGGGACAUGGUGAUGUGGGAGGGGACGCUGCAGGAGAGGGACAUGUUGGUGUGGGAGGGGACGCUGCAGGAGAGGGACGUGUUGAUGUGGGAAGGGACGCUGCAAGGGAGGGACAUGGGGAUGCGGGAGGGGAUGCUGUAGGGGAGGGACAUGUUGAUGUGGGAUAG